Paramacrobiotus metropolitanus is the source of this 1177-nucleotide messenger RNA. RefSeq lists its product as uncharacterized. The coding region runs from base 38 to 1012 and encodes 324 amino acids. The transcript is spliced from 2 exons. NCBI's taxonomy places the organism in Eukaryota, Metazoa, Tardigrada, Eutardigrada, Parachela, Macrobiotidae. The record is from RefSeq and is a predicted model, not a curated record.
UUCAAUUUUCUCUAACAGCUUUCUCUGCAUUAACACCAUGGAGUUUAUUCCCGAUUUUAUUUCGUCCGAGCGCACCAUGUCCCCGAAGCCUUCAACCAGCGGAGCCGCCCGUGAGAUUCCUGCUACGCCGCUGAAGCCACGAACAUUUGCAAAGCGCCGCGCUCCGGAGAUGGACGACGUCAAGCUGAACCUGGCCAAGAAGUUCAAAGAGGCAGAGGUCACCAAGCAUCCCCGCCUUGCGUUCAUCCAUGAAGGUUCCAACGUGUACAAGAUUGGUUUCGAGAAGUAUGCGUACGCCCGCUUCCAGGACGGAGUCUCCGCCAUCGUCAUUGGUGAAUGGAAGAAGCAGAGCGACGACACCUACCGCCGCACCCUAGAGAAGUCCAUCACGGUCAAGAAACCCGGAUUCAUGCGUCUGUGUGCCCUGAUUAUGAGCGGUAAGGCCGACCUGGACAAGAUUUCCCAGCUUAGCAGCGGUACCGACGGCAAGUUGACGCCCUUGUAUGCCUUGGAAAGUGGACUGUACUUUGGAUGGGGGCGCUACAACCGUGUCAACACGGCAACCGUCCGUCGUUAUACACUUGGGAACAACGGGGACCUCAUUCCGACUAAAGCGGGUGUGACCUUUGGACUCAAGACUUACGAAGGACUGAAGGAGCUGGUGGUGGACACGACGUUGCUGAAAGAGCUUUUUGCUGUGGACGAAGCCAACCACGUCCCAAAGACCUUAAAGUCCGCUCUGGCAUACGACAAGUUGAAAGAAGAAGUGGCUGAAGAAUUCACGGAGCUCAUCUACCAGAUGCGUGGACGCAACGGCAAGAUGGUGUGCGGAAGUGCCGACGAUGACGAAUGGGCUGCAGCUGAAAAAGCUAUUCUGGAGUCGCGCUAUGUGGAGGCUGUUCUGUUGGAAGCUGAUCAAGUGUACAUUGGGCAAGUUAUUGGAUUGGACGUUAAAGGGUAUUUGGAACUUAAUGCCCUGGAGUUUCGUGCCAUGUUUGCUAAGCUCAUUUAAGCGCUGUCCGUAAUGUUUAGUUUUUUCUGUGUUCUCAUUUGGGUCUUAAUUCAUUAAACGCGGUCAGUUUUUUUCUUUAUUUUAUUUCUGUAAUGCGUUUACAUAUCUGACGGAUAAAUGCACCGUCAAUCACUUUGGUAUUUAUGUCAAAAAAUGAAUUAACAU